Molecule: messenger RNA, 1433 nt
Organism: Ananas comosus (pineapple)
Lineage: Eukaryota; Viridiplantae; Streptophyta; Magnoliopsida; Poales; Bromeliaceae
Exons: 8
Coding region: 243-1070 (275 amino acids)
Biological process (GO): protein ubiquitination
Cellular component (GO): membrane
Molecular function (GO): ubiquitin-protein transferase activity; zinc ion binding
Source: RefSeq, a predicted model, not a curated record
AGCGUGGGUCGAAGGUCACCACGCGUGCAAUAUAUAAAGGCGACUUCGUUCGAGGGGCGAGAGAAAAAGAAAGGGGGAGAGAUAUUUUGCGUUGUUUCGAGGGUUCCAAGCUCCCGUGGAAGGUGCAUAUCUGAUUAUCGACGCCUAAAUCGUUGGUCUUUAGAUUUACUAAAGGAAUUUUAGUUACUGAGAUCGUUGAAAAAGAGGGUAAUUUUCUUUAAGCCUUAGGUAAAAUCGUGCUAAUGGGGGAUCAUUUGAUCUUAGACGUCGAUCGCCUUAGUAUGCCUCAAAACAUCGAGGCUACACGAGCGGCCGAGGGUUCUGGUUCAUCUGAAUCCAUUGAAGGGAAAAGGGAUGAGGAAAGGUUGGUUCUUGAAGAAGAAGAGGAGCCACUUAUUCAGACGUUGGAGUGUCGCAUUUGCCAGGAAGAGGAUCACAUCAAGAACCUUGAGAGCCCUUGCGCUUGCAGUGGCAGCCUGAAGUAUGCUCAUAGGUCUUGCGUGCAGCGGUGGUGCAAUGAGAAAGGAGACAUAACCUGCGAAAUCUGUCAUGAGCCAUACAAGCCUGGUUAUACUGCACCUCCUCGUGCCAAUCCUGAUGACACCGCUAUCGAUGUAAGCGGUGGUUGGACUGUCAAUGGUACUCUGGAUCUGCAUGAUCCUAGGAUCCUUGCAAUGGCGGCAGCACAACACCAAUUCCUCGAAGCCGAAUAUGAUGAUUAUGCUGCUACAAAUGCCAGUGGUGCUGCCUUUUGUCGCUCUGCUGCUUUAAUUUUCAUAGCGCUUCUGCUGCUCAGGCAUGCGUUGGUCUUCACUAGUGGUGAUGAAGAGGAUGAUGUUUCUGUAAUUUUUUCACUCUUUCUACUGCGAGUUGCUGGAUUUUUGCUUCCAUGCUACAUCAUGGCUUGGGUCAUUAGUAUCCUGCAGCGCCGAAGACAAAGACAGGAAGCAGCGGAAGUAGCGGCACGUGAGGUGGCUUACAUUCUACAAGCGGGACAAGCGAGGGGACUGCAGAUAACAAUAGCACCACCAGAGUCUCCUACUGCACCCCAGCAAGAUCCUCACCAAUAGUCGAAUCUGUGAAUCUGCGCGGCCUCGGCACGAGUUUUUCACUUCUAAAUAAAUGGAAUGCCUAGAUGGAUAAUCCUGCUACCUCACGCAGAUUUUUACACCCUCUUCUAAGCUUGGCUACUAGGCCGCAGCUUGACGUGUAUAGUUCAAAAUUUUUUAAGUGUUUUUUUUGUGAAUAUGGAUAAUCCUUUAAGCAGAAAAAUAGGUAAUUAAUAAUGCUACAGUGCAAGAAUUGUUUCUGUGACGUAUUAGUAAGAGUGCUGGAGAAGUACCUGUUAAAUGUAUGCUUCCGCAGCCAUUUAGGCAGACAAAUGUAUUUUUUUCACAACAUAAAUUUACAUUUUGAUUUUAUAGAAAUAUAAA